This is a messenger RNA of Drosophila serrata, 834 nucleotides long. RefSeq lists its product as uncharacterized. The record is from RefSeq and is a predicted model, not a curated record. NCBI's taxonomy places the organism in Eukaryota, Metazoa, Arthropoda, Insecta, Diptera, Drosophilidae.
CUGAGCAGGCUGGUAAUUGAAUGUAAUAGAAAUUCAAGGCACUUGACAUUAGCAAAUGUCACGAGAGCACACCUGCACAUCACCGGAAAUAGUUACAAUAUAAUAAUAUUUAGGAAAUAGUCUAUGGAAAAUGGAGAACAACCUGGAGGGGGGCUCGGAUUGGUUCAGUUUGAAGGAGAACUUCAAGCAGGAUGCCAAGCCCAAGAAGCUUCCAAAUGUCCUGGCUGAAAAUGUGUUUAAAACCGCAAAGAUUAGCCUGAUGCCUCAAUUUUUUCCACCACAGGCCUAUCGCUACAAGGACAUCUACUCCAACCGCAAGGAUCAGUUAAUCCAAAGAUGUAUCGAGCAGGAGCGCAAGCAGCGCGAAUUUCACAGCCGUCCUAUGCCCAAUUUCCGGCAGGUACACGAGCGCCAGGCCAUGCGGAUUGUGGAGCAUCGCAUUACCAUGCCAGUGACCCCCAAUGUGCUCCGGAAUUCCCAGGAGAUGGAGCUCAAGCGACGCCAAAAGGAGGCCCAACCCAUUUCGGUUAGUAGUCGUCAGCCUUUAAGGCCUGGAAAUCGUCAGGCGGCAAGCUCCAAGGUGAAGGUGGAACCAUUCAACCUUGUUGUCGAGCAGCGUGUCCAGCAGCGACGAGUCUUUAAUAUCCAAAACUCCCAUAUGCAGGAGAUGAAGCGUCGGGAGCUGGAGGAGCAGCGCCGGCAGGUGGAACGGGAGGCUUACCAAAGGCAGCGCCAGUUCACCACAUUUCGGGCACGACCCAACCCAUUUGCAGGCACCGCACGUUGACCGGCGGAGGAGAUGCCCUUCCUUCUUCCUUAAUAUCUUUCUUUUCG